Messenger RNA from Melitaea cinxia (Glanville fritillary), 6764 nucleotides. RefSeq names its product repetitive organellar protein-like. NCBI's taxonomy places the organism in Eukaryota, Metazoa, Arthropoda, Insecta, Lepidoptera, Nymphalidae. The record is from RefSeq and is a predicted model, not a curated record. The transcript is spliced from 24 exons.
AUGUCAUUUAUAACAAAAAGGGAACGAGUGUUUAACGAGUACGAUCUUUUCGAUUUACCGGCUCGGAAUGAAGGUAAGUUGAAAGCCUACUCAUCAUGCACAGACGCCAGGGCAUGGUCGCACUUUUGUUCAGACAAAACAGAACACUUGGUCGAGAUCAUAAAGAGGAACAACGAAACAGUCCGACCUAAGUAUGUACCAACCGAUGUCAUCGUAAAUACUUUAAUGACAUCAAAAAAUGCGGAGAUCGCCCGAUUGAAACGAAAGAUUGAAGAGUUUGAGCAAUUGUUGGCCGCUUACGACGAACUUGAUCUUACGUGUGAUCAAAAAUGUGAAAUUGCUAAUGCCCAUGCAGCUAUUAAAGCAGCGAACAAGGAACUCGACGAUAUGUUUUUGGAUUUGAAUAUUUCUGGUUUCACGGAGGGUAUAGAUUCAGAAGCAUUUGAGACUGGCAAGUCAAGAGGUGACGAGCCAAGUAGAUAUAUCGAUGAGACUGGAAAAUCACGUGGUGAUGAGUGGACUAUGGGAAAAGCUUCUACACCAAGAACGCAAACAAAAAGCAAUCAAAUUGGAACAUCAUGCAAAUGUGAUGCAAGUACAUCGGCACAUGAUGAAAGAAUAGAUGAACUCAAAGAAACUAUCAUCAGUAAGGACGCUAAAUUGAGCGCAAUGCAAAAUACGAUUGCGGUAAUGGAAAAUGAUGUUUGCGAACCCUAUUGUAUAUAUGCGCAUAUUUAUACAGCUCUAGAAAAAAUAUUCGGAACGCUAUGCCAGAAUGAAAAAUAUAAACAAUAUUUGGAUUUAUUAACUGCUGGAAAGGAUACUAGGGGUAUAGAUUUAAAAGGAAAAAUUAUUUUCAAAAUGAAAAUUUUAGAAAAAUUUAGCCUUGCUUUGAUCGCACCCUGUUCCCAGACUUUAGAGCAACAAGAUUGUUCUUGUUACCGCGCUGAAGUUGUUACACGUGUAGAAACAACUUUUGCGUUAACAUCUGCAGAGAGCAAAGUACCCAACUUCGACGUAGAUAAUAAGAGAGCACAACUUGUCGCAGAUAUUAUGCAAAACGAUGACAUGAAACAAAUACUAAGUAAAGAAAGCCUUUGUACAGAAUUUCAUGACGAUCAAAUAGAUGAUUAUUAUGAAAGCGAAAAUUACGAUACUGAAGCUCAAAACUUAAAACGAUUAAAAAACUUACAAGCAAAUUAUGGCGAAUUAAUAAAUUGUUACGAUAAUUUAAAACAUGAAAGAGAUAGUCUAAAAAUACGUUGUCAAAAAUAUCUCGAAUUAGAAAACGAAUGUGAGUGUUUACAAAACAAGUUAAGAGAAUAUAAUCAGUUAUGGAAAGAAAAAGAGUUUUAUCGUAAACGAUCUGAGGAUCUUAACGCAUUAAAAGAAAGUUACUAUGUUUUGUCCGAAGAGACGGCGAGUAUUGAGACCAAAUUAAAAGCCGAACAGGAAAUAAAUAAAGUUAAAUCUGGUACUAUAGACGAAUUAAAAAAUGAAAAUAUCAAACUAGAAAACAAAAUAAGUGAGAUAUCUUUAUCUUUCGAAAAACAAAGAAAUAUUUUAAUUUGUAAAUUAAAGGAAUGCGAGUGUAAAAUAAUGUGUCAAGAACAACAAAUAAAAAGUCUUACAAAUCAAGUUGAAAAUAUUUUAAAAGCAGACAACGAAAAAAAUUUGGUUUUACAUUACUAGAUUCUUCAAAAUGAAGACGACGACCGGUCGGUUGAGCUAUUAGAUGAGAUAAAUACACAAAAAGAACAAAUUAAAAACUUAAAAGAUGCGUUGUGCUGUAACGAAGAAGAAAAACAGUAUUUUCAAGAAGAAUUAGAAAAAAAACAUGAAAUCAUUAAUGACUUGAAGAUAGAAAUUGAGGAUUGGAAAAGAAAAUAUGAAGAGACAAAUGAUUGUUUAGGGUCUUAUUUAGAAAAAUGUCAAAUAGAAAUAAAUGAGCUGCAAGUUACUAGUAAUUCUGCUAUUGAAAAUUUAAACCAUAUUAUCGAAAGUAAAUCACAAGAAAUCAGUUACUUGAUUGAUGAAGUUGAUCGUAAAAAUUCUGAAAAUAAAAAUUUAGUUGAACAAAUGAAUAGCCUACAAGAUGACUUUAAAACAAAGGUGACAGCACUUGAAAGUGAAAAGCAAAUUGCACUAAGCUCCAUUCAUACGGCAAAAAAAGAAAGUCUAGAAAUACUUGAAAAUGUUAAUAAUUAUAAUACUAAUGAUGUUAACUUAUUAAAUGAAAUUGAGUUACUUCAAGAAAUAAACCUUGAGAGUGUACAACUUUUACAAAACGAAAAUAUACAACUAAAAAAAUCAUUUGAAUCGGCUAAUAGAGAAGUUGAAAGACUAAAACGAGAACUUACGAUGCAAGAAGAUGUAAGCGAGAAAUUUAACAAACUAGAAGACAGCCAUGCAAGUCUUCUAAGUGAAAACAAAAGACUACUUAUUGAUUUAAAUAACAAAACAUCUGAACUCGAUAACAUAAAACAUGCAUUUCAGUUAUCAAAAAAAGAAAGCGAGACAUUGAUAGACGAAUUGCAUAAAACUGAAUGUAUUCAAGAAGAGUACAUAAAGCUAAAUGAAAGCUAUCAGAAAGUUAUCUCUGAUAGAAAUGUGAUAGAAAACAAAUUAUUGCAAGCUGAAAGAGAGUUAAAAGAGCUACAACAAUGUCAAAACGCUCUAAGAGAAAAUAAUGAAGUUUUACUCUUAAAGGUAAAAGAACAACAAAAUUUAGAACAAAAAAUUUCUGCUGUAAAAGAAAGCUAUGAUAAAUUAAAAGCAGAAGACGGUAUUUUACAAAACGAUUACAAUAAUAAAGUUAAUGAAAUAAAUGACUUACGCAAGUGCCUAACAAAAAAUAAUUUUAAUAACUUGAAAUAUGAGCUUGAUAAACUUAAACUAGAAAAGGAAAUCUUGCAAAAAGAUUUACGAAUACAAGUGGAACGUAUAACAAAGUUACAACAAGAAAAUUGCAAUCUAAAUGAUGAAAGUAAAACUUUAUUGAAACAUAGUGAAGAUUUGGAAAAGGCAUUAUUGCAUACUCGAGAUGAGAGUUUAUCACAAACCAAUUCUAUUCACGUGUGUUACAAUGAUAUGAAAAAGGAAAUCGAUGUUUUACGACAAGAAAAAAUGUCAUAUCAUAAAAAGAUAGGAGACUUGCUCGAUAAAUUAGAAGAAUCGGAAUUUCGUAGAAUCGAACUUGAUGAAAUGAUUGUAAGUAAAGACAAAAAAAUAUUUACUUUAGAAAAUCAUAUAAAUGAAUUAGAAGACGAGAUAAGGAAACUUCAGUACAGCUUAAAUGAAGUUAUUGAAACUGGAGAACAGAUAAAGCAACUGAGUUAUGAAAGAAUUGAACAAUUUAAAACGAUUGAAGCACACCACUCUAAAGCAAUACAUAACAUGAAAAUCGAGCAAGUCAAACAACAAAACAAAAAUGAAGACUUAGAAAAACAACUAUCUUCUACUAAAUUAAUAACAGAAGAGACUAACCAAAAUAAAGAUGACUUAUUUAUACAAAUAAAAAAGCUACUUAAAGAACGAUUAGAAAUUGUUUCCCAAAUAAAACAAUUAGAGUUAAAUAGUGUUGGAGAGAGUAACUUAUUUCCAGAAAACUGCACAGUAAAUGAUGUAAUUUCAUCAUUACGUCAAAUAAAUAAGUUUAUUGAUGAAAAAAAUACGUGUUUAGAAAAUACUUUAACAAAUGUACAAGCCUCUUACCAAUUGCUAAAAUCUAAGGCAGAUGAAGCAAAAAAAAUUGCAGAAGAAGAAAGGCAAAAAAUAAUCAAUGAAAAAUUUGAAAUACAAAGGGAAAGAAAAAUUAUUGAAGAACAAUUAGAAAGUCUUAUAAACAAAAAUCUUAGUUACGAAAAAGUGAUAGAAGAUCUAAAAAGAGAAAUUAUGAAUCAAGAGCUCAUUUUUAAUAGACAAAAGCUACUAAGUGAAAACAAUAUUGCGAAAUUAAAGGAAGAAAACAUAUCUCUUCAAAACAUAUAUGAUAACUCUUUAAAUACCAUAAAUAAAUUACAGGAAAACCUUGACGCAGAACUGAAAGAUAAAAAUUUCUAUCUCGACGAAAUCGAAAAAUUAAAACUUGUCACUGAAGGGAAAACCAAAGCAAUUGCUGAGCUACAAAAUCAUAUAGAGAUGAUCGAAAAUAAACCUACCCAAAACUUUUCAGUUCAAACAGUUCUACUUUCUAGCAACGAAGAUGUAGAUAUUCAAACUGAUGCUCAAGACGAACAUAACGAUUUUAUUCAGAAUAAUUCCAUAAAUACUUCUGAGUCUAUUGAAAAUACAUCUGAAUUAUUAAAACCAUUAAAUACGAAAAUCGUGGAGCCUACAUUAGAUUUUAUAAAACAUACUUAUAUUAACUGUAAGAUCAAGGAACUAAGUAUGGGCAGACUAGAACAUUAUUCUAUUGCUGAUUUUCAUCACACGUCAGAUGGUUAUAGCGAAUGCAAAUUGUUUGAAAAUAAUUUUUAUGUUAAUUCUCCAUUAUCAGAUAAUUUGUCUUUAAGAAAUGGUAAUAUCAUUGAUAUACGUAGUGCACAGACACGUACAAAUUUUACAAAGAACCUUAGCGGUAAUGAUAACUAUACAAGCAGGAAUAAUACUGAAAGUCUUAAGUCCCAAUCUGUAAUCAGUAAAGAACAACAAAAGAAAAUAAGAAAUUUGAAGAAAAAUUUAGCAUUACAUGGAUCAAUUUCGUCAACAGAAAAUGACAUGUUUUUAAUUUACAAAGAAAGUCAAAGUACUUAUGAAGAUCAAACAAAUACUGAAGAUAAAUCUUGGCCUCAAAAUGGUAUUAACGUUAUCGUAGAAAGAGCAACUAUUUAUACAAAAGAAAACCUCUUUCCUAAUAGACAAAAAUCGAUACAGAAUGUAAAUGAACAAUCAGGUUAUAAAGAAAAUGAUGACGACAGCUUAAGGCCAAAACUUAAUAUUAACAUGCCCAGAGUAUAUACGAAAUCAUCAGCUACCGCCCUAUCAGAUGAAGACAUAAUAUCCUUAAAUUCGAUUAAUCACACUUUUUACAAUUCCCCUAAAUUGGAAACAUUUUCAGAUACAAAGAUUUAUAGCAAUAAUUCUAAUAAAAUCAAUAAACCUAAGUAUAAUACUACUAAUCAUAAUGUAAAUAUCGAUAAAAAACUAAAAGAUCAUCAAAAUGCUAUUUUCAAUGAUAGUAAACUGCAUUCAAAACAAAAAAGCCAAAAUACAAGAGAAAAAAAAUGGAGUCAUAGCAGUAUAAAUGUUAAUAACAAACAAUCAAAACGAACCUAUUCACCUGAGGAGUCUAUUUUACCUCGUACUAACGGUAAUAUUGCAGUAGUAGAAAGCUUUCAAUAUGAAGAUACAAAGUUCAAUGACGAACGGAAAUUAGAAACUACAAAUUUAACACUUUUACGAAAAUGUCGAAGUGAAAAGAAAAUUUCAGAUUUCAGUAGUGUAUCGCACCAAUCAGAAAAAACUAGUUCAUUAAAAAAUUUACCUACCGAAUACCUAACACCAAAUUAUAUGUCAAAACCAACUAAAUUAUUAACAAAUCGUGGCGUAUUGGUCAAAUUAGAUAUAAUAGAAGAUUAUGAAAAUAAAAUACAACAACUUAAUAACGCAUUGGAAAAUAUGGAAAAAGAUUACAAAAAGAAAUUGGAGUCCAUUAAGACUCAAUACGAAAGCAAUAUCAAGUAUAUUGUUAACGAACAUAAUCAAGGAGUUGAAAGUAUUCAAAACCUUCACGAAGAUACUAUACGUGAAAUAAUUAAUAAACACGAAAAUGAAAUAGAAAGCCUUAGGACAAUGAGUAUAGAAGCUAUGCGUAAAGCGGAGAAACUUGAAAAUGAAAACCGCCGCUUUAAAUCAAGACUUUCUAAUAACGACAAUAUCCUUUUGGACGAGGUUCCAGUUAAAAUCCAUACAUUUGAUGGAAAAAAGAAAAGAACUAAAACGCGACUAGAUAACAAAAUAUUAACCAAAACCAUUGUAGACGCUUUCAAUGUAAAUCCUAAAAGACGAUCUCACGGACCAUGCACUUGUUCAAUUGACAUAAAUAUAUCUGAUACUAUUCGUAAUAUAUUUGAACAAGUAGAUGUUGAACAACGACAAAUAGCUGAGAUGGCAUACUUAAAGUAUAUUGCUAGCAAAAUAUGUAAUGAUAAUGUUGAUGUUUUGGAUGCGCAAGAGUUAUCGUUCUUACAUUUAAAAGUAUGUCGGACAUGGAAAGCUAGAUUAAAUAAAGAGGAAUCUCUACAGAAAAAAAUAAACUCUUUGGAAAGUGAAAUAAUAAAUAAACAGCGACAAACUCAAAAAAAUAUAAGUGAUCUAGACCGUAAGGUAGCAGAAGAAUGGCGUCGUUUGCAGGAAGUACGUGAAGCUGUUUGCAGAGAUCAUCGAAGUCCAUCUCGUGAAACUAGUCCAGUAGAAAUACUUAACGGAGUACCACCCCUUGAAAAGGAUGCUUGUCACUGCAAUUCAAUAAGUUGCAACAUCGCAGUUAAAGAAAUUCGUUACGCUGGAGAUUUAGAGUCAAAACCGAUGUGCGAAAGCAAACCUAAACGUGGCAAAUCGGAACGCACUAGAACUGUGUUUCAGGCAACUCUUAAUAAAUUAGACAUUGACCAGCGUCGAGAAAGGAAAUUUUUUAACGACGAAACACCGACACGUCUAAAACGGUCUCAUGAUCGUCAGUACACCCGGACAAGCAAGAAAUAAUGAAAUGCUAAGCCCGAAUCGACCAUGUCAAAACAUUAUUUAACCGAAAAAUAUUUUUG